CUACAUGCAAAAACGACCCUCUUCUUUUUUUGUAUGUAGUCCCAUAACCCACGCUCUAAGUAAACUCCUCAACUACUCCUCAAUAUGACAUACCAACUACAGACACUUAAUAAAUAUUGCCUUUUACCUCUCCUUUUGGACUCACCCUGAAGCCCCAUUUCGGUUUUUAGUCGAAAUCUUGGGUUGGGGGCUGGAAAUAUGAGGACAUGCUUGUGGGUUUUUGCCGUGGUUCUUGUUUUCGGUUUUGUUGAUGGAAAAAAAAUUGAAAGGUUGCGCACGGAGAGGAUUUCAGGAAGCGCUGGGGAUGUGUUGGAUGAUGAUCCAGUGGGAAGGUUGAAGGUCUAUGUUUAUGAGCUUCCGAGUAAAUACAACAAGAAACUGCUGCAGAAGGACCCCAGAUGUCUCACCCAUAUGUUUGCUGCUGAAAUCUUCAUGCAUAGAUUUCUCUUAUCCAGCCCAGUUCGAACCCUUAAUCCAGAUGAAGCAGAUUGGUUUUAUUCCCCUAUAUACCCCACUUGUGAUCUCACACCCAUGGGCUUGCCGUUGCCCUUCAAAUCUCCUAGGAUGAUGAGAAGUGCGAUACAGCUAAUCUCCUCCAAUUGGCCUUACUGGAAUCGUACGGAAGGGGCUGAUCACUUUUUUGUUGUGCCCCAUGACUUUGGAGCCUGCUUCCACUAUCAGGAAGAGAAAGCCAUUGAGCGGGGCAUUCUUCCGCUACUCCAGCGUUCUACUUUGGUUCAAACUUUUGGGCAACGAAAUCAUGUGUGCUUGAAUGAGGGGUCAAUUACAAUUCCUCCUUUUGCUCCUCCUCAAAAGAUGCAGGCCCACCAGAUUCCCCCUGACAUUCCACGGUCCAUUUUUGUCUAUUUCCGUGGAUUGUUUUAUGAUGUAAAUAAUGAUCCAGAAGGUGGUUAUUAUGCAAGAGGAGCAAGGGCUGCAGUUUGGGAGAAUUUCAAGAACAAUCCACUCUUCGACAUCUCCACUGACCAUCCAACAACAUAUUAUGAAGACAUGCAGCGAGCUAUAUUUUGCUUGUGCCCACUCGGUUGGGCCCCGUGGAGUCCUAGAUUAGUUGAAGCAGUGGUAUUUGGAUGCAUUCCUGUCAUCAUUGCAGAUGAUAUUGUUUUGCCAUUUGCCGAUGCUAUCCCAUGGGAGGAAAUUGGGGUGUUUGUAGCAGAGGAAGAUGUCCCUAACCUGGACACAAUCCUAACAUCUAUACCACCAGAAGUGAUUUUAAGGAAACAAAGGCUUCUUGCAAAUCCUUCUAUGAAACGUGCAAUGUUAUUCCCACAACCUGCACAACCAGGUGAUGCUUUCCACCAAAUACUAAAUGGUCUGGCUCGUAAGUUGCCGCACGACAGGAGUGUUUACUUGAAAUCUGGUCAAAAUAUUUUGAAUUGGACAGCAGGGCCAGUUGGGGACCUGAAACCUUGGUAAGAGAAGUGUCAUUUCCUCAACAGACAUGGCUGUGGUGUAUCUACUGUUUCAUCUAAUCGCAAGGACUGUAAACUUCUCUUUGAAGUUUUGAUUUUUGUAUAGAUUCUUUAAUUUCACAUGUACAUCUGGGACAUAGUUCGAUGCUUUAAAUAACUUCGCAUUUUUCUUGA
Populus nigra (black poplar) is the source of this 1607-nucleotide messenger RNA. RefSeq names its product probable beta-1,4-xylosyltransferase IRX10. The transcript is spliced from 4 exons. Lineage: Eukaryota; Viridiplantae; Streptophyta; Magnoliopsida; Malpighiales; Salicaceae. Gene Ontology annotation, molecular function: glycosyltransferase activity. Bases 199 to 1437 code for a protein of 412 amino acids. The record is from RefSeq and is a predicted model, not a curated record. Gene Ontology annotation, biological process: plant-type secondary cell wall biogenesis; glucuronoxylan biosynthetic process.